AUGCAGAGCACUUCGUGGCCAGAGCGAUUUGUUGACUUGAAACGCCAGAUAGUCGAGGCUACGCCCGACUAUGAGAAGCGUCUCACAGAGUCUUGGAAGGAUCUCCUCGGAGAGCUCGACAAGCGUACCGCCGAUAUUGCGCAAGCUGGCCCGGAUUAUAUCCCUCAAGUCCGGUAUGACGACCUUGAUAAGCUCUCCGCCGAGGAAAUCGAUAUUAUUCGGCGCAAAGGCACCGUCAUCAUCAAGGAUGUUGUCAAUGACGAUGAAGCCCGAGCGUGGAAGACUGCACUUGAUGACUUUGUCAAAGCUAAUCCCCAUGUUAAAGGCUUCCCUGAGCAAGACAAACAAUUCUUCAUGCUGUACUGGACACGUCCACAAGUGCAAGCUCGCGCACACCCAAAUGUCCUCAAAGCUUCCGCAUGGCUAAACAAGCAGUACCAUGUUAAGUCAGGCAAGCUACUCGAGGGCGUCGACCUCAAUGUUCCCCUUGUAUAUGCCGACCGAUUCCGUAUUCGCCAUCCUGGCCCAGGAUGGGACAGGUUCCCCCCUCACGUCGAUGGUGGUGCAAUUGAGCGCUGGGAAGAUGAAAGCUUCCGUAAAUGCUACGCUGAUAUUCUCAGUGGCAACUGGCGCGCGCACGACCCAUAUGAACUCGAGGGUCGUCUGGAUGCCCGGAGCUCGUUAUAUGGUAGACCGGGACAAGCGACUAUAUUCAGGUCCUUCCAAGGUUGGUUGGCAAUGAGUGAGGCCGCUCCAACACAGGGAACGCUCCGGGUAUUCCCUGAUCUCAUGCUCUCAAACGCAUACACUAUUCUCCGCCCGUUCUUCCGCCCCACCGUCCCGCUCGACUCGGAGGACAUCCUCAAGCCAGAAAAUUGGGUGUUUGACAUCUCAACCCCUGAUUUCCCUGGUAUUUUAAUUUUUGCAGACGGAUUCUCUGGUCCGCGUCCGACGCCAGAACUGCACCCGCACCUCAGGCUUGAGAAGACAAUGACCUCUGUGCCGAAGGUCAACCCGGGAGAUAUGGUUUUCUGGCACUGCGAUGUCGUGCACUCGGUUGAGGAAGAGCACACCGGUCAAGAAGAUUCGGCAGUGAUGUACAUCGGCGCGGUGCCACAGACACCCAUGAAUACCGAGUACGUGAAGAAACAGGCAGAGACGUUCCUCGCGGGCAUCAAUCCUCCCGACUUUGCAUUCGACGCGGAUGUGAAAGAACCUAUUGCGCGAAUUGCGAUGGGACUACCAAUUCAAGUUGCGUAA
Suillus bovinus is the source of this 1260-nucleotide messenger RNA. RefSeq lists its product as uncharacterized. Lineage: Eukaryota; Fungi; Basidiomycota; Agaricomycetes; Boletales; Suillaceae. The transcript is spliced from 11 exons. The coding region runs from base 1 to 1260 and encodes 419 amino acids. The record is from RefSeq and is a predicted model, not a curated record.